AUUUCAAAAAAACUAGAGAUUGCUAUAGGUAGUUAAAGAUUAAAUUAUUAAUUUAUUAUAUCGAUCGUCUUGCGUACCUACAGAUCAUAAAUGAGGAGCAGACUUUCAAAAAGCAGUUUGUCCAAAAUUGCAUUUUUGCAUGAGAGAACAGAAACUGUCCUUCUUUUAAGAAAAAAAAAGCUUCCAAAAUACCUCCUCAAGAAUAAUAUAUUCUGUAACAAGUUUAGAAUAUCAUAUUCUGGCCCAAUUGCAAAAGUUUGUCUCACAAGCCGAAAGCGAGUGUGUAAUAUGCCAUUCUAAAGGAGUUCCAGGAUUACAAAAUAUAUAUUCUGUAAUUAAAAAUUAACCAAGAAUAUUGUUAUUCUAUAAUAGUUGUACAAAAAAAAAAUUUUUGAUUUUUUUGUUCAUUUUUGGUCGAUUUAAAUAAAGUGAGAUUUAAAUACUACAGGAUAUAAUGUGGUUUCCAGACUGCUAAAUGAAAAUAUGAGAUUUGUUCAAUAAGAGAAAUUGGCUAUAAAAAAGUUAAUAAAAGAAUGCUUGGGGUGAUAAAGUUUAUUCAGUGUGAACGAUGAUCCGGAUGAUCCUAAUUAAUUUUCGUUUGAAGGUUAUUGACUGGUGUUCGAGUAACAUUUAAAAAAAUUAAUAUUAAUACUUUAGAGAUUUGCUCGAAAAUUUGUUCAAAGUUUAGAAUCCUUCGCAUAACUAGUAUUCGGGAAUUUUUGUUACAUACCGUUGUAAAUAUUUAUUUCUGCCUGUCAGCCUUGAAAUACUAAUACGCUCAUUUUGAUGUUUUAUGUUUACCAGCAAUGCCUAUGUUUGAGACUGUGUUGUUUAAAAUUAUACUUUAACCUUUAAUGUUAACAGUAAUCAAUAAUUUUCUCAAAAUUGUAAACAUAAUGGUUAAAGGUUCGUAAAUGAUAAAUUUUGAUUGCAUUUUGGAAGGAUAAGCCGCCUUAGUUGUUUUUGUAAAUGCGAUAUGUAGUUAGUAGACGAUACGUUCAUCAUGUUCAAAUAUCUGUUAAUUCUCGCUCUCACGAGUUACAUAAAUGCCGCAGAAUCUCCGAUCAUUGGGAUUUUAUCCCAAGAAGCUUACUUAGUUAAAGAUGCAUAUCCAGACGCUGACAGCUUCAUCGUAGCUUCCUACAUAAAAAUCCUGGAAAGUAGUGGUGCUCGAGUUUUGCCAAUUUGGAUAGGCCAAGAUGCGGCGUAUUACCAAAGGGUGGUGAAUUUUACUAACGGCAUUCUAUUUCCCGGCGGAGGGACCUACUUUAAUGAGACGGGAGGUUAUGGCGAGGCAGCAAAACAGCUUUAUGAAUUAGCCGUCAAAACUAACGAGAAGGGAGUUCAUUACCCUGUGUGGGGUAUAUGUUUGGGUAUGCAGGUGUUGAUGUAUGGGGCGUUGGGCAGGGAUAUUCGAGGGGAUUGCCAAUCGAAGGACGUCGCUUUGCCUCUGGAGUUUGUCGCAGGUUAUGAAGACAGUAAACUAUUUUCCAAAGCCUCGUCUCAGCUUCUCGAAAAUUUAAAGACUAAGAAUUUGACAUACAAUUACCACCGAUAUUGUAUCUUUGAAGAUGUUUUAAAGAAUAACAAUUUAUUAAAAGACUGGCGGAUUAUUUCAAAAAAUAAAGACAAGAAUGGUUUGGAAUUUGUUUCAUCGAUGGAACAUGUGAAUUAUCCGUUUUUUGGAACGCAGUUUCACCCGGAGAAAAAUCCUUUCGAAUUUAAAAAAACUACUGUUCCUCAUUGUCCAGAAGCAGUGGAACUUGCUCAGUAUUUUGGAAACUUCUUUGUUAAUGAAGCUAGGAAAAAUAAUCACACAUUCGAGAACAAAAAAGUGGAAGAAGCUUCGUUGAUUUACAAUUUUAAUCCAGUGUACAGUAUCUACAACACAUCUUAUGAGCAAUUAUAUUUGUUUAAUGACAAAGAUUACAGUAGAAAGUUGUUGUAGGCUAAUAGGUUUUAUUGUGGUGGUUUUAACUUGUUGUAUUUGAGUAAAAAACAAAUUUUGAAAUAAAAGACUGCUGAUAUA
Tribolium madens (black flour beetle) is the source of this 2029-nucleotide messenger RNA. RefSeq names its product gamma-glutamyl hydrolase-like. Gene Ontology annotation, molecular function: gamma-glutamyl-peptidase activity. The transcript has 5 exons. NCBI's taxonomy places the organism in Eukaryota, Metazoa, Arthropoda, Insecta, Coleoptera, Tenebrionidae. Bases 1004 to 1948 code for a protein of 314 amino acids. Gene Ontology annotation, biological process: tetrahydrofolylpolyglutamate metabolic process. The record is from RefSeq and is a predicted model, not a curated record. Gene Ontology annotation, cellular component: vacuole.